Molecule: messenger RNA, 3277 nt
Organism: Triticum dicoccoides
Lineage: Eukaryota; Viridiplantae; Streptophyta; Magnoliopsida; Poales; Poaceae
Product: protein FAR1-RELATED SEQUENCE 5-like
Exons: 7
Coding region: 85-3024 (979 amino acids)
Biological process (GO): regulation of DNA-templated transcription
Molecular function (GO): nucleic acid binding; zinc ion binding
Source: RefSeq, a predicted model, not a curated record
UGGGGUCGAACGCGCUGCUGUGGGUGCCAUCCUCUUCUAUCUCGCCCGUCCAGAGAGAGAUAGAGAGAAUAGCUAGCAGAGAAAAUGGUGGAUCCUGAGAGAGGUAGAGAUACGCCCUCGACCGAGCAAGACCGGCGCCCCGGAGAGGGAGCGACAUCUAUCUCAGUGGGGGAGAACGGCGGUCCUGCGGAUUGUAUGGAGGUAGACGAUAUCAAAGCCUCUAGCGUGGAUCAGAACGAACCAAACCCAGGAAUGGAAAACAAGCCUGGCGCUGAGACAAUUGAUGUUGAGCACAGGGACGAGGAUGAUACCCAACCAGCGCAAGUCGUCGAAGAAGACAACAGCGCCCAAGCAGAUGAAGAUGGAUGGAUAAGACGUCAGAGGAACAAAAAAGGGAAACCAUGCAGAGCAGCAGAGGAUGGAAGCCUUGGCACAAUCGAGAGGGCGAUGGAUGAAGCCGUGAAGCUCGGAAAGAAAAUUGUCUUUGAACCAGCUGUGGGCAUGUCCUUCAACUCUGAGCAGGAGGCAUACGAGUUUUACAAUGCAUAUUCAUGGGAAGUCGGAUUUGGCAUUAAGCGUGGAAACAAGUACGUCAACGGCAACAAUUACAAAUCAAAACAAGAUAUAUUGUGCUCAUGCGAGGGCAAAGACAGUAAACAAAAUUCAAGAUCAUCCAGGACGCAAUGCCGGGCGAUGGUCAGGAUCCUACGGACCAAAGACGACGGUUGGUACUACGCCAUAGUUGUGUUGCAACACAACCACAGGAUGGCUGAAUCAAUAGGAGAAAGAAAAAUAUGGAAGUGCCACAACCACAUCGACUCAUCCGUGAAACAGCUAGUGAGUCACCUUCGUCAAAAUAAUGUUUCACUCACCAAGGUUUACGGCGUGAUGUCAGAUAUGCAUGGCCGGUAUCAAGAUGUCCCUUUUCGGAAGAGGUCUCUCCGAAGCAUGUGUGCAGCAAUAGCACACGAAUCUAGCCAGGACAACAUCAACAAAACUCUUGCUUUGUUUUCCAGCAUGCAAGCUGAAAACAAGGGCUUCUACUUUGCGGUGAAAACCGAUGAGGAAAGAAGAGUAUCCGGUCUGUAUUGGUGCCACCAGAAGAGUAGAGCAGAUUACACGUGCUUUGGCGACGUCGUGACCUCCGACACAACAUACAAGAGCAACCUGUAUGAGAUGCCGGUGGGUAUGUUCGUGGGGGUAAACAAUCACCAUCAAUGCUGUGUUUUUGGUUGUGUCGUUCUUCGCGAAGAAACAGUCGAAUCUUUCGAGUGGGCUUACACAACUUUCCUGUCGUCGGUGGAGAACAAAGCACCACAAACAUUUUUAACGGACCAAAGCAGGCAGAUGGAGCUUGCAAUAGCUGUUGUCAUGCCAACUACGGCACACAGAUGGUGCAAGUGGCAUGUGUUCAAAAAGAUGAAGGAAAAGGUAGGCAAUUUGUACAGAAAGGGUUCGGAAUUCCGCAUCGAAUUUGAUAUGCUGAUCAAUGAGAUGAUGACGGUGGAUGAGUUCGAAAAAGAGUGGGAGACAUUAAUGUACACUUACGGUCUUGACAAGAACUCAUUCAUGAAGCAAGUCUACGAUGUUAGACAUAAAUGGGCAAAACCAUAUUUGAAGGAUAACUUCUGCGCAAAAAUGUGCAGCACUCAAAGAAGCGAGUGCAUGAACAAUGUUUUGAAAAGUUAUGUAGCAAGAUCAGCACCUCUGAAUAGUUUUGUUGUCCAAUUCAACAAAAUGUAUGCCGACAGAUGUUCCGAAGAGGACUACGAGCACGCCCACACAAGCAAGGACAAGAUAGUCCUCAAAUUCAAUCUACCAAUAGAACGCCACGCCUCGCGCGUUUACACAAGAGCAAUGUUUAAGAUUUUCUCAGAUGAGCUAUUCCAUUCGGGACCAUACGAAGUGAAGGGCAAUCAGCUUGAUGGGAAGAUGAUGGUAGAGCAUGUCAACGCUGAGACCAGGAAACGCUGGUGCAAGGUCAACUAUGAAGUACAUGUAGACAGAGAAAGUGACACAUACACAUGCGAGUGUGGCAUGUUUCAGCAUUCUGGCAUUUUGUGUAGGCACAUUCUGAAGGUCAUGCUUCACGUGAAGCUGCACACCAUUCCAAACCAGUACAUACUGAAGAGAUGGACAAGAAAUGCACGCGACAAUCUACCCGACCAUCUCAAGUGCUACCAGGAGGACGCAAGUGUGCAAGUAUCACAGACAUUCAGACAUAAUCUCAUAUACGUGAAAGCACUUGAGCUAGUGAAGUUGGCAAACACUGCUGUCCCGACAUUUCAGUACGCAAUCAAUAAGUUCCAUGAAAUGCAGGUAGAGCUGCUGAAGAUGAUUGCCAUUGGGGGGUACGAGAACACCACAAGAAAGAUGAAGAGUUCCACUGGCACAGCGACAGAUGGGGGGAGCUCGGACAAGACGGAUGCCAACUGCACACCUGAUGCUACAUGUCACAAGGGACAGCAUGACGAUGAGCCUGCGGAAGACAUGGACCAAGACAUGUAUGAAGACGUGCUAGCUCCUGAAAAGAAAAGAUCAAAGGGAAGGCCGAAAACAAAACGCAUGAAACCAGCAUCAGAGAUUGGUACAAGAUACACCAAAAGGAGCUGCUCGAUAUGCGGGUCAGAGGAUCACAACACCAACUCAUGCCCGUGCAUUGAAGGCGCCACAGGUGCCCCCCAAGGCCCAUAUGCUCCGGACGAUGAUGUAGCGGGGCCAGCGGUGGCAGCUGAAGAUAACAUCUUCACAUCAUCGGGCAGCAAUGCGUUUGGGCUAGAGGCGGAGGCAGAGGAAAACACAAUAAUCCGUUCAAAUCAGAGAAACAGCAACAACAAAUCACCGUCCGCUCCCAGGAAAUGCAAGAACUGCGGGCUAACUGGGCACUAUGUGAGCACUUGUCCGACAUACAAUGGCCCCAGGAAGCCACCCAAAGAGGUCAGAUGCACAAAGUGCAAGCUUGGGGGUCACUACCACACCACUUGCGGCGGCGACACAACCUACAAGCGCAAGCAUGAUCCUUAGAACAUCAUUGCAGCUGAAAGUUUCGCGACGCACCACCCGAUGAAGACAAAGUGCCCACAGGUGGCACUUCUGGAGUUUCGUUGCUGCAAUAAGAACUUUUCCAUUAGCAUAAUUGUUCCUUUCUUACUAAGAUUAUGUUCCCCCCAUAUUAAAAACUGCGUACUUCGUUGCACUUGUUUUUAUUGUAAGCUAAUUAUACAUUGGCACAUGGUUAUUAUUAUGUAUGGUAGAAACAACCAUCCUCUUUUUUUUA